Messenger RNA from Lactuca saligna, 1143 nucleotides. Lineage: Eukaryota; Viridiplantae; Streptophyta; Magnoliopsida; Asterales; Asteraceae. The record is from the annotation of a GenBank genome assembly.
AUGCCUACGUACCUUUGGACGUUGCCUAUGUUUCACUGCAACGGAUGGUGCUUCACGUGGGGUGUGGCUAUCGUUGGUGGCACUAAUGUUUGCCUACGACGUUGCGAUCCUAAAGAUAUAUUUAAUAAUAUAGUCCUUCACAAGGUGACACAUAUGGAUGGAGCUCCAACUGUCUUGAACAUGAUUGUGAAUACUCCGGUGACUGAUCGGAAACCACUUCCACACGAAGUUAAGAUCGUAACCGGCGGUGCACCUCCACCUGCGUCAAUCAUCUCAAAGAUAGAGGAGCUAGGGUUUCGUGUAUCUCAUAUUUAUGGCCUCAGUGAAACGUAUGGUCCAGGAACUUUAUGUGUGUGGAAGCCCGAGUGGGAAAGGUUGCCUCGUGAAGAGCAAUUUAAGCUUCAAGCACGACAAGGAGUGAAAACUUUGGUGAUGGAGGAUGUCGAGGUAAAAGAUCCUGCAACAAUGGAGAGUGUAAAAUGUGAUGGGAAAUCGUUAGGGGAGGUUAUGUUUAGAGGGAAUGCAGUCAUGAGUGGAUACUUCAAGGAUCUGAGAGCAACCGAAGAGGCUUUUGCCGGAGGAUGGUUUCGAAGUGGUGAUCUUGCUGUUAAACAUCCCGACGGGAAUAUAGAAGUAAAGGAUAGGUCCAAAGAUAUUAUAAUCUCCGGUGGUGAAAAUAUAUGCACGAUCGAGGUGGAAACUGUGAUUUAUAGCCAUCCUGCAGUUCUGGAGGUUGCUGUCGUUGCACGUCCCGACGAUCAUUGGGGUCAAACUCCCUGUGCAUUUGUGAAGUUGAAGAAAGGUGUUGAUGUUGAUGCUCAAGAAAUUAUUCAGUAUUGUCGAGAUCGCAUGCCACAUUAUAUGGCACCUCGAACUAUUAUUUUUGACGAUUUGCCAAGAAAUGCAACUGGUGGCCAUUCGUUGGUUGAAGGUUACCGCCAGUUAGUGGUUGCUGGCAAUUUGGUUCUCUAUCUCUCUUUCUUUCGUUCAUCUCCAAUGGAAACAUUUGUUGAAGGUGGUAGUUCGUUGGUUGAAGGUUACCACUGGCUAGUGGUUGCAUCGGUUUGGUUCUCUACCGGCGACAUCGAUAGUUCGGUGGUUCAAGGUGGUGUUAAAGAACAUAUUUUCUUUGAUUAUUGUUAA